This is a messenger RNA of Sipha flava (yellow sugarcane aphid), 2338 nucleotides long. Its product is annotated as protein escargot-like. The record is from RefSeq and is a predicted model, not a curated record. Lineage: Eukaryota; Metazoa; Arthropoda; Insecta; Hemiptera; Aphididae. Gene Ontology annotation, biological process: regulation of transcription by RNA polymerase II. Gene Ontology annotation, molecular function: RNA polymerase II cis-regulatory region sequence-specific DNA binding; DNA-binding transcription factor activity.
GGUAUAAGUGCCGGCCACCGAACAUUUCCAAACGCACUCGCGUACCAAACACUUCGUCUAGUCGCUUCGGUGCUCCUCUUCGCGCUAUCUCUUUUCUUUUUUUUUCUCUCUUGAUCUCUCCGUCUGUCCGUCUGUCCGUCUGUCUGUCUGCCUGCUUGCCUGCUUGCCUGUCCGUCUAUCCGUCUAACUGUCCGUCUCUCUCAAUCUCAUGCUGUACUAAAUCGCUACUGUCCAUCUAUUUCCUCUGUCCUCCGAGUUUUUUUUUUCCAUUUUUUUUUUUUUUUUUUUUUUUUUUACUUUAAUUUAAUUCUUUUUUUUUCUCCUUUCCACUCACACCGAAAAGACGCGCAAACACACUCUGGAAGUUACGAAAACCUGUCCGGACCAAUUCUUUCGUGCGCGCGCGUGUGAUUGACAAUAUCGUUUUGUAUUUUUCUCAUACGUACGGUUUGCGAUCAAGAGAAAUGUUCGAUCGCCGCCAGUAACGACUUUUGCCGUCCGCGUACGACCGUUGCCGCGCGCGCGAACACGCGGCCCGUUCACCGGCCCGAACGAUCUCGGAUGACGGUUGGCCAUGCCCCGGUGCCUGAUGCCCAAGAAGUGGAAGACCGCCGUGGCCAACGAGUGCUCGUGGGACUACGAGAGCAGGCGGCCGUCGUCGCCGCCGCCGCCGCCGCCGCCGCAGCAGCAGCCGGCCAAGAGCAGCAGUUCGCAAUGGGAACCGCCGGUUACCGUUCUGUUGCACCACCAUCAGCACCACCUUCAGCAGCACCACCAUCACGCGUGGGGACCGUCUAGCCCGCCAGCGGGGGCCACAGCGCCCAGCCCGCCGCCCUGCUGCACCGGCACAGCUUUUCACUAUCUAACCGAGUAUGCCGGAACCGUUAAGAGCGACUACCCGACGGCGUCCGACGCGCAAGUUCCGCCGUCAGCCGCCGCGAUGCCGUCCACGCGGGAACAGCCGCCGCUACCGCCACCGCCGACCACAGCGACGCCUGUGCUGACGGUGCUGCAAUACCAACGGCCACGGACGUACACCAGCACGGGUGUGGCGCUGUCGCUGCCGCCCAAGAAGAAGGACAUCUACCGGCCUUACUCGCUGGACGACCACAGGCCGGUCAAGUGGCCGAGGCCCGAGGAGGACAUAAACGCCGCGCAGGCCAUACUCGACCUGAGCGCGUCCACGCCCGUCGUCAUCUGCCCUCCGCCGCCACCGCCGGCCCUGCCAUUGCAGCAGCAUCAACACCACCACCAGCCGCAACAACAGCAACCACAACAACCACAACCUGUUCUGGCGCCGCCACCGCCACCGCCACCGCCACCACCGCCGCCGCUCGGAGUGCGGCAAGCGGUACGCGACGUCGUCGAACCUGUCGCGGCACAAGCAGACGCACCGGAGCCUGGACUCGCAGUCGGCGAAGCGGUGCAACGUGUGCGGCAAACCGUACGUGAGCAUGCCCGCGCUCGCGAUGCACCAGCUCACGCACAAGCUGACGCACGCGUGCGACGUGUGCGGCAAGAUGUUCAGCCGGCCGUGGCUGCUGCAGGGUCACCUGCGGUCGCACACCGGUGAGAAGCCGUACGGUUGCGCGCACUGCGGCAAAGCGUUCGCGGACCGGUCCAACCUGCGCGCGCACAUGCAGACCCACUCCGGCGACAAGAACUUCGCGUGCCCGCGGUGCUUCAAGUCGUUCGCUCUCAAGUCGUACCUGAACAAGCAUCUGGAGUCCGCCUGUCUGCCGGCCACGGCCACCGCUUCGUCCAACGCCGCGAGUCCCACGCCCUUGUCCCCGUCACCGUCGCUGUCGUCCUCGUCGUCGUCGUCGUCGUCGUCGUCGUCCUCGUCGUCGUCGACGUUGUCCUCGUUGUCAUCAUCGUCGUCGUCGUCAUCGUCCUCGUCGUCCACAUCGCCAUCGCCGCAUCAACAACCGCAGCACCAUCAGCAUCACCAUCACCAGUCACCGCCGCACCAUCUAAACGGCCAGCAACACGUGCAUCUUCAACAGCAGCAGCAACACUUACACCAUCUGACCACUGCCGCCGAGAUCACCAAUCUCAACUUGUUGCGUCCCACUGUACUGCACACUGCUUGAGCCAUCGUCGUCCUGCGGUUACAUGAUUUAUCCUCCAUCUCCUUCCCUCGUCCUCGUCCUUCGUCCUAACAAACUCGUCCACGUACAAAAACGUUUUCUUAUCCUCGGUUUAUUAUUGUAAUUUAUUUUUCCUUUCUCUUACAUUGUUCUGGUCGUAUACGUUAUAGUCAAUUUUUUCGAAAAUCUUUAAAAUCUAGUUCAUUAUACAUUAUUUAUUAUUACGGUAAGGUUUCUUUUAUUUUAUU